AAUAUUUCCAAUGCUCAUUUUGUAACCUCCGAUUCCUCUAUCUUUCUCUCUCCAAACAAACAAAACGACGCCAGAGCCAUCACACCACAUAUGCUCACAACUCCAUAUACAGGAAAGAGAGAGAGUGGGAGAGAGCAGAAUAGAGAAAGCUUCGUAACCGACUUUUCGAUGUAAUCCGACUCCCAGAUCUUCCAGAAACCCUAGCUUUCCUCUCAAGAUUCUCUCCCAUUCCUCCAAGAACCACUUCUUUCUCUCUCUCUCUCUCCUCUCCGCCUACGCCUACGCCUCCUUCUCUUUCGCUCCUCUUCUUCUUCACUUCCGACUCCGAUCAAGCUCCUUCGUCUUUCACCAGCGAGGAACCAGAAACUCCUCCUCCUUCUUCCAUUUCGGCGGUCCAGUGCCGGUUCGCGCCGCAUUUCCGGUUCGCUCAAUUUUCUGGCGAUAGCGAGAGAGGGAAAAGCCCUAGGACCUGUGGUGAUUGAUCUGAUUGCGGAUUUUGGAUUGAGGUUAUGGUGUACUAGAUGAGUACCAUGGACGAUAGAGGAGGAGGAUCAUUCGUCGCCGUUCGGAGGAUUUCUCAAGGUCUCGAUCGCGGCGGCAACACCUGCCAUUCAACUUCUGCGGAAGUUGUAGCAGGAUCAGCAGCAUGGCUCGGCCGAGGUCUUUCUUGUGUGUGUGCACAGAGAAGAGAGAGUGAUCCUCGUCCUUCCUUUGAUUUAACCCCUGUCCAGGAGGAAUGCCUGAUUAGACUACAGAGCCGUAUAGAUGUUUCCUACGACAGUUCAGUUCCUGAGCAUCAGGAAGCUUUGAGGGCCUUGUGGAGUGCUGCCUUUCCUGAAGAAGAACUUUGUGGUCUAAUAUCUGAGCAAUGGAAAGAAAUGGGUUGGCAAGGGAAAGAUCCAUCUACAGACUUUAGGGGUGGUGGUUUUAUUUCAUUGGAGAAUUUGUUGUUCUUUGCUAGGAGUUUCCCUAAAUCUUUCCAGGAUCUUCUUCGAAAGCAAGAAGGUGAUAGGUCAGUGUGGGAGUACCCAUUUGCAGUUGCCGGUGUGAAUAUCACAUUCAUGCUCAUUCAAAUGCUCGAUCUCGAAGCUGUCAAACCACGAACACUGGUGGGAGCUACUUUCUUGAAGUUUCUUGCAGAAAAUGAAUCAGCGUUUGAUCUUAUCUAUUGCAUCACAUUCAAGCUAAUGGACCAUCAGUGGCUUUCUAUGCGUGCAUCCUAUAUGGAUUUCAAUACAGUGAUGAAGGCCACACGCCGGCAGUUGGAAAAAGAACUUCUGCUUGAAGAUGUAACACGGCUGGAAGAGUUGCCCUCAUAUGGCCUUCUUUCCCGAUAGUGUAGAAGCUUGUCAUAGAGUCUAUCAAGUCAGCAUAUUGUCAAUGGUUCUUGGAAAGGGUUUUGGUUUUUAGUUUCUUGAGUCAAGAGGCUGGAACAAGCGCGAUGUGAUUCAGGUUUGAAAUGCAGAGUAUAAAUCUCGUACAUGUGGAGUAAGACCGGAGCAUCCUUCUCAGUACGCCCAUGGCCGACGGGAUGUUAAAUACAUAGAUAGAGGUAUGUUUGGUACUGCGUCUGGGGAUGUCGAAUGGUAUUCUGUUUGGAUUUUUAACGUUUGAUUGCUUUCUGGAAUAUUAUUGUUUGAUAACUGAUGAUGGUCAUCAGUUGCAGGGGGACUUGAAAGCCCCGUUUGAAGAUAUAGAAUUGUUGUCGUUCGGAAAUAUGUAGAGUUGGUCUUGUUUUCCAAAAUACCUGUGGAAAAUGUCUUGUACGAAAGGAAGUCUUCAUUUGCCGAUU
Malus domestica (apple) is the source of this 1792-nucleotide messenger RNA. RefSeq lists its product as uncharacterized. Lineage: Eukaryota; Viridiplantae; Streptophyta; Magnoliopsida; Rosales; Rosaceae. The record is from RefSeq and is a predicted model, not a curated record.